Messenger RNA from Lolium rigidum, 3617 nucleotides. Its product is annotated as SCY1-like protein 2 A. Lineage: Eukaryota; Viridiplantae; Streptophyta; Magnoliopsida; Poales; Poaceae. Bases 160 to 3063 code for a protein of 967 amino acids. Gene Ontology annotation, molecular function: protein kinase activity; ATP binding. Gene Ontology annotation, biological process: protein phosphorylation. The transcript is spliced from 14 exons. The record is from RefSeq and is a predicted model, not a curated record.
CAAUUAAGAAUACCCGUAAAUCACCAAACACGCGGUGCCACCGACCGAUCGAGCCACCGACCCCCACACCCAGGAAUUUCAACCAGAAUUCCCCGGCGACAACAGCAGCGGCCGGGGCGGGCCUCCCAGAUCCCGCCGGCACCGGCACCGGCACCGGCGAUGUCGCUCAACAUGAAGACGUUCCAGCAGGCGCUGGCCAAGGCGUCGGCGGUGAUCGAGAAGACGGUCACCACCACGGUGCAGGAGGUCACGGGCCCGCGCCCGCUGCAGGACUACGAGCUGCUCGACCAGGCCGCCUCGGGCGGGCCCGGCCUCGCCUGGCGGAUCUACACCGCGCGGCCCCGCGACGCCGCCGCCUCCACGCCCUACCCCGUCGUCUCCGUCUGGGUGCUCGACAAGCGCGCGCUCUCCGAGGCAAGGGCCAGGGCCGGCCUCUCCAGGGCCGCCGAGGAGGCCUUCCUCGACCUCGCGCGCGCCGACGCCGCCAGGCUCGUGCGGCUGCGCCACCCCGGCGUGCUCCACGUCGUCCAGGCGCUCGACGAGACCAAGGCCGCCAUGGCCAUGGUCACGGAGCCGCUCUUCGCCUCCGUAUCCAACGCGCUCGGAUGCCUCGACAACGUCGGCAAGGUGCCCAAGGAGCUCAAGGGCAUGGAAAUGGGUAUACUGGAGGUUAAACAUGGAUUGCUACAAGUUGCAGAGACAUUGGAUUUUCUUCAUAACAAUGCCCAUCUUGCCCAUCGAGCUAUAUCACCUGAGACGGUCUUUAUUACUUCAAGUGGAUCUUGGAAGCUUGGGGGCUUUGGUUUUGCUCUUUCUGUUGACCAAGCCACUGGUGGUUUGGCAUCAUCACAGCAAUUCCACUAUUCGGAUUAUGAUGUUGAGGACACAGCUUUACCUCUUCAACCAUCUCUCAAUUAUACUGCACCAGAACUGGUCCGGAGUGGUGAUUCUAAACUAGGCUCUACAUGUGACAUAUUCAGUUUUGGGUGUCUGGCUUUCCACCUAGUUGCUCGUAGACAACUUCUGGACUGCCAUAACAAUGUGAAAAUGUAUAUGAAUUCCCUCACAUAUUUGACAAGUGAAGCCUUCUCUGGUAUUCCUACUGAUCUGGUGGCAGAUUUGCAAAGGAUGCUAUCAGUUGAUGCAGCAUCACGCCCUAGUGCUAUGGCGUUCACAGGCUCUUCUUUCUUCCGGCAUGAUACAAGGUUGCGCGCUCUUCGUUUCCUUGACCAUUUGCUUGAGAGAGAUAAUAUGCAGAAGUCAGAGUUUUUGAAAGCAUUAUCGGAUAUGUGGAAAGAUUUCGAUUCCCGAGUUCUUCGCUAUAAAGUUCUUCCACCUCUUUGUGCUGAACUACGCAACAUGGUUAUGCAGCCUAUGAUUUUGCCCAUGGUUCUGACUAUAGCAGAAUCACAGGAUAAAGAUGAUUUUGAGCUUUCAACAUUGCCUGCUCUUGUUCCAGUAUUUACUUCAGCAUCAGGUGAAACCCUUCUUCUGCUUGUCAAGCAUGCCGAUCUCAUUAUUAACAAGGCCUCACAUGAACAUUUGAUAUCACAUGUCCUGCCUAUGCUGGUACGGGCUUAUGAUGAUACUGAUCCCCGUCUGCAGGAAGAAGUUUUGCGACGAACAGUGCCAUUAUCUCGACAACUUGACAUGAAGCUGCUGAAACAAUCUGUACUGCCACGUGUUCAUGGAUUAGCUUUAAAAACUACAGUGGCUGCGGUGAGAGUAAAUGCCUUGCGCUGUUUAGGAGAUCUUGUUCCAUCCUUGGAUAAAGCAGGUAUAGUGGAGAUCCUGCAGACUCUUCGGCGUUGCACAGCUGUUGACCAUUCUGCACCAACCCUUAUGUGCACGCUUGGAGUUGCUAAUGCUAUUUUUAAACAGUGUGGCGUUGAGUUUGCUGCGGAGCAUGUGGUUCCUCUCGUCUUCCCAUUGCUCACAGCACAGCAACUGAAUGUACAACAAUUUGCCAAGUAUAUCCUAUUUGUCAAGGAUAUCACAAGCAAGAUUGAAGAGAAGCGUGGUGUGACAGUUACAGAAAAUGGAAGUGCAGAGGUAAAAGUAUCGCCCUCAAUGUCAAACGGGAUUCAUUCGAAACCAACUUCAGGUGGCCUGGGACAAACUGCACAAAUGCCAGCUGCAAAGAGCACUUCAUGGGAUGAAGACUGGGACCCUACUAAGAAAACCAGUGCUCCAUCACUCUCUUUUGAUUCCAGUUCUCAAACAAAGGAACCCUCAAAAGACCCUUUUGAUUUCAGUACCCAAACAAACCAGCCAUCAACACUACCGUUCGAUCUUGGUACUCAAACAAAGCGGCCGUCGACAGUCUCUCAGGUUGCCACAGCUACAAUCCCAUCUGCACAACCACUUCCACCCCUGCAAUCUCUUGCACCCAGUUCAGGACCUCAAAAUUCUGGUUCAUGUGUUCCUGUCGACAUUGAGUGGCCUCCUAGAAUGAGCACAUCAUCUGACUUUAAUGCACCAUUUUCUAUGAACAUGGAUACUAAAUCUGGAGAGCUGUCAAAUGACGGACUCAAUGAUGUCGAUCCUUUUGCCGAUUGGCCCCCCAAAACAAGCACUGCGUCCAGCAUUUCAGCAGCUGGGCGCCCGCCAAGCACAAAUCAAAGUAUCUCUGGGCUGAACACAGGGAACAUAGGGUUUGGCGGUAGCAGUAAUACGCUUGGGCAAAUGAAAACAAACCAGGUGAGCUGGUCAGCAAAACCAAACCAUAGCAAUGUAAUGGGCAUGAAUUCAACUGCCGGCUAUCUCAAUCAAGGCAACUCGUCUCUGGGAUUUGGAAAUCCAAUUGGAGGGCCGAGCUCAGGUCUCUCCAAUCCAGCUAUUCCCUAUGCAGGCCAGAGCAUGAGGCAACCACAACCUGAUUUUGGUUCACUAUCACAGUCAUCCAGUGGCACACAGGGUCCACCCAGGCUUGCCCCUCCUCCAUCUGCUGCUGUUGGAAGAGGGCGUGGUAAAAAUCAAGGACAAUCAGCACUGUCCCGAGCAUCACGGACACCCCAGUCCAAUGCUGCGCCAGGGCAACCGCCUUUUCUGGAUUUGCUGUAGCAGAUGAAGGAGUGUCUGUUGUUCCUUUGCAAAUGGCACUGUAUAGCUCACUUCGUUGAAGCCUUGUGUAUGGUGAGCAUUGUAUUUUUCUCAGACAUGAUUGCAGCGUUGAAACUUGGUUGCCUUUGUUGGUAGCCCCAAAGAAGCUGCUUCAGAGCCUUUCCGAGGUCACAGAAUGUUUUCUUGCUUAGGGUGUUUCACCACUAGGGCCGUGUUGGGGUUGAGGGCACAGGAUUAAUUUUAUUUGUGCAUAUCUUUGUCCAGGUUCGGCUGUAAUUUGUAGAGCUCAUCAAUUUUCACAUGCUUGCUAUGAUGUGAAAUUUUGAAUCCUCAGAAUGUAACAUGAGAAUUUGAUGAGCCUUUGUGAAGAGUUCUUGUACUGUCAGUACUGGCACUACCCUAUACCCUCAUGUAAUACGUUCUUAUUCCAGGAAAGGGCCUAUGCCGUGUAAUUCCCAGAUUUAGGCCCAUUUGUAACUCUUCCUGGAACAUGUGGGAGUAGUUCCACUCUUGUGAUUAUGACUGUUCAUAGUGAAUAUGCUUGUUUCGCCCUU